Molecule: messenger RNA, 1821 nt
Organism: Penicillium griseofulvum
Lineage: Eukaryota; Fungi; Ascomycota; Eurotiomycetes; Eurotiales; Aspergillaceae
Exons: 2
Coding region: 1-1821 (606 amino acids)
Source: RefSeq, a predicted model, not a curated record
AUGAGUUUGGAUCGUAUCAUUCAGGAUUCCGACGAGGACGAACCCUUUGAGGGGGAUGACCUCCCCGCCCCGGUCAACCCUGUCCACCCCUCCGAGCCCGCAUUGCAGGAAUAUCAACAUGCCCCCGCCAAACAGACGACCCACAAUGCAGUGUAUGAACACGGGCCUGCUCCUGAUGAAAGCACGUGCUCACAACUAAAUGUCAAUUUCGACGAGUUCCUCCAAUCGCAAGAAAGGGGCCAUUCAAUGCUAUCGUCGUCGCAGCAGCGGCUGGAGGACAAAUGGAUCCCCUCAACCAGUGGUGGAAGUGGGUCGGUUGGCGCCAUGAUGACGGAGAUCGGAAUCGCCCAGAGAAGACUACUGGACGAUGACCCUUCAAGUGCAAGCCUACUGCUCCCUUCUAUAGCUGCGCUGUACUCGACAGAAUCAUUUCAAUCCGCGCCUUUUCCUACCAUGCCAAGCUCUCACACAUAUCAGGUGGAUCAACAGGAGAGUGGUAGCUUCACAUAUAAUCCAACACCCAUUGAACCCUACGUCGACUGCAAUCACACUUUGUUGCCAACCACACAGGGUACAUAUGACUUGGCCGUCCAUGAUACCACUAAUUUAAUGACCUCGCCUCCGAAAAUCAUUCCCCAUCAAGCUACCGACCCCUACAUGGAACAGGAGAACCCACCCUCAAACCCAUCCCAGGAAGCCUCACAACCCCAACCGCAGCAAACGGGUUCUUCUUCUCCCCAUGACACCGAACCUCUCUCUUCUGUUCCACCCAUGCAAUUAAGCGAAGCAAAAAUCACCACCGCUGGGACCAGUCUCAUUUCCCUGCAGCAAUCCCAGUCAAGCACGCACGACGAGCUCGCCCUGCCAGCUGUCCUACCAACAGUGCCAGAUGUUGGUAUGCCCGUUGCCAAGAAGAAGCGAGGACGGCCCAAGAAACAGAUCGUGCCAGAUAGCGACGAAGAUGAUGAGCUAGCCAACUCCCGGGACCACGAGUUCCAGCACCAUGGCGCAAAUGGUGCGAUUGACCCCUCCGAUAGCGAAGAGACCUCGGAAGAUGACACCCCGGCCUCGAGCGGAGUCUCCAAAGAGACUGACCAAGAAAAUCUAGAUGCAGCCCCCAAGUCUGCAAAACCAGGAGCUAAGGGGCCGAAAAAGAAGAAAACUAGAAAAAGCAAGACUACACCCACACCCGGCCCUGCUGAUGAUGACGACGACGUGAUAUGGGUGGAUACGAAACCUCUCAGCUCGGAACCUCCAACCGAGAAAGCCACCCCACUACCAGAAGCCCCAGCAGCUCCAAGAGAGGACUUAGAGUCCGAAGUUUUGGACUCAAACCCACCCAUUGAACCCCAGGCACCAGUUCCGGUUGUAGAGAAGACACAAGAUGCAGAAAAACCAGCACCCAAGAAACGCGGACGCAAGCGAAAACAGACCGAAGCGGAAACACCACCAGAGUCCACAGAUACACCCGAACCAAACAACCCACCCUCGGAAGCCCAAACUCCUGCAUCUAAGUUGGCUGUCGUUGUCGAUAAUAGUCCUCGAUCAAUCGAAGCUAACGCCGAUAACAAUACAUCUGUUAUUAGCGAGAACCAGGAGUCCCAUCCACUUCCUGACUCUAACCCUCUUCCCGAAGCAAUUAAUACCCCUCAGCCUCAGACUCCUUCGAAACCAGAUGCUGCAUCUGUCAAUACACCACAGAAUACAGGGAAAGGCCCGGAUAAGCACAGUCCCAUCUCGGCGAGGAGUGGGGUGCCUUACCGCGUGGGAUUGAGCAAGAGGGCGAGGAUUACGCCGUUGCUUAAGAUUGUGCGGAAAUAG